Messenger RNA from Osmia lignaria (orchard mason bee), 5016 nucleotides. RefSeq lists its product as uncharacterized. NCBI's taxonomy places the organism in Eukaryota, Metazoa, Arthropoda, Insecta, Hymenoptera, Megachilidae. The record is from RefSeq and is a predicted model, not a curated record.
UAACAAUCAUAGCAAAAUGUCAACCUAUAAAAUCUCUGCACGUUAUUCCGAUGGAAUUUCGCUGAAAGUGUUUACGAAUAUCGAUAAAACAAAAAUGAAGACAACCGAGCGGAACUGGAGUUUGUCCGUUAUUUAUAAACGGUUUAUCGAAAAAAAUAUUCAAACGCAUCAAAGACAUUUUGUUUUAUUCAACGACCGAAGAAGAACCGGUCAGAGGGAAGGUAGGGUGAUUCACCCCUUUUGCUGGUGCAUGCGUAUCGUCGUCGAGUUUCUAUAUGCCGUCGACUUUCCUUAGAAAAGUAUGAAGAGUUUCAAUGAAUUUCCGUGAGAAAUAUACAAGACACCGAUUAUUUGACGAAUCGAUUUUGCAAGGGGAACUUUUUCAUUUAAGCAUUAAACAGCGCUCGGAAUAAUAAAAAAGUCGAUCGAUAUCGUGCACGUACAAGAAACAUUUUACACGCAUGUUAAAUAUAAACUGCGUGUCAAGAUACAUGUAUCGUUUACAGAUAGGCUCACGAUGAUGUAUUUUCAUAUAUGAAUCUCAGUGUUACUGGGUUGAAUGUAGCAAAUGUAAGAACAAUAAUAAUAGCUAGACUAUAUAUAGCAACUAUGUAACCAGUAAAGAAGCGACUAUAAUAGUUACAAUGAUCAGUAGGGUAAUUGCAAUACUAAAUGCUAGAGAAAGUUUUAAGUUACACAAAUAGUAUAAUAUUAAAAAAAUUGUAUUGUGAUAUUUAUUAUGCAACAUUAUAUUAUACAAGAGAAAAGAAAACUGCACCAUUUUAAAUUACAAUACCAGCGAUACCAUAUAUUCUUCGUAGACGGAAAAUAAAGAAGAUGUGAAAUAAUCCAUAUUUCCCAUGUCCAUCAAGUCGUCGUGUCCGAGCAAUCCAUGAUGAAAAAAAAGGACAGCAGAUAGGAGGAAGAUGCAAUGAGGUUUUCUCUUUGAAUUAUUAAGAAAAUUUAUUAGUGAAAUGAAGAAAAGAGCUUUGUAACACAGUUUUGAUAGAUAUCGGAUUUCGAAUCAUGAAACAACUAAAUGGCUGCGAGUUGGACGAUUCUUUGAAGAAGCAAAAAGGAAGAACGAAGAAACAUAAAAUAUCUAUGAAAAUGUUUACUAAAACUUGUUGGCCAAAGGUGAUGAUCUCCAGAAACAAGUUCAUUUGUAAGAAAUCGAAAGAUGCAGCAGAGGGCACGUCCUUGUCGUAUCACGAGGAAUCCUCCGAAAAAUUAUCGGCUAAGGAAGAAGACUUGUGCUGCGAGGAAAAUGGCGAAAACUUCGAGGAAGAGCAGGGUGUUUGUUUGAUCAGCAGCUCCAGCGAGAUUCCCUGCGAAAGUUUACAGAAACUGAACGAAUCAAACGAGGAAUGUCGGUUAGUUUGCGCGACGGAGGAGACAUCCGGGUGUCGGGAACGACCGAUUUUCGUCGAUCUAACGACCGACGAAAGGAGUACAUGGAAACAAACGAUUUUUAAGCGAUUCGACGAAGAGCUGGAAAGCACAGAAAAUGAAAAAAUUAAUGGAAAACAAAAUCAUUCUGCGAAUGUUGUAUUAGAGCCUCGAAUUAUGAUAGCGGACAGUUCGAGCAAAUCAAACAUCAACGGAGGUGGAAGUUUAGCAACGGCUCUACGUGAUCGUGGCCCGUGUUUGAUACCGGUGCAACCUAAUCGUUCCUUACCGAUUCGCCCGGCACCUUGUGUACCCGCGAGGUCCCUACGCAAGGACUGUUCGCCGCCGUUGCUGGUUCUAUCGAAAUCCUCGUCUACGGACGUGGUCGAAGUGGAACCAGUGAGAUCGAUAAACGUGUCGUCGAACGAAGAGGCUGGCAGAAGAGAAUUCGAUGUGAAACAAGAACGCUCGAUGUUGAAGGAAUUAGCCAAUUUGGUGGACUGCGUUGUUCCUCGAGUUUCGAAAGUCGGAAGUUUGAGCGGCAAGAAGAAGAAAAUCGGCGAGGAGAUUUCGCGAGGGGAAAAUAGGAGAAAGAAGAAAUCGCAGGAAGCGGAUUCUACUCAAAGAGAGGAACGCGUGGAGGGUUCGAUAAAAGAAUUUUUAACAAACUUCUGUGGCUCGAACGUGAACGAAGAAGCAGGGAAUUCUUGUACCGACAGAUGCUUCAGGGUUGUGUCUUCCUCGAAAGAGGAGGGGGCUAAGGUGGUGCCUCCCUUGAGGCUGAAGAAGGUGAUUCGUACAGAAAUGGAAGGAUACACCUGUAGAAACGAUACCGGAUCAGGGCACGAGUCGAACUACAGAAUCGUGACGGGAACAACACCCAAACCCUCCUCCAGUCCCAUUCCAUCCAGCUGGAACGACAUGCUCUGUGAAAAAGACACGAAUUUUUCUCCUUUAAACACCGACAGCUACAAGCUAGAGUACAGACGAAAGAAACUGAAACAAAAGCUCCGAGAGCUACGUGGCAAAGCCGUAGAAUUGGCCAAACAAAUGGCGAGUGACUCCAGUUCACAGCAAAGUACCAGGCUAAGGCAGGUGAUGAAUCGGUACGAGAAGCAAAUUGAAAAUCUCUCCAAGUUGCAUAGCAAACUGUCCGCGUCCCUUCCAGUUCUUAGCGAGGUGAUCGACGUGAACGAGAACGCUGCAAAUCCUGACGACGAUAACGACGACGACGACGACGACGAGUAUCUCCUGAUGAAUUUCACUGAAACUAACGAGGAGUCAACGAAGAACAACUCUCCAGCUUCGUCACCGGAACCGCCGAAAUUGUCACCUCGAUCGCCCACCAACUACGAAAACACGUUACCCGAAGAAGCCAGGAACAGUCCUCCAAUUUUACCCAGGGUGAGCUUCAUCGUUUCGUCGAGUCAAGAGCCGGUCGAAGAAGAGCUUCAGAUCUCGGACAGAAAAUUAUGGUCAACAGAAGAGUCGCUUCGGAAUGUAAAUAAAAUCUCUUCAGAUUUUGAGGAAUGCGUAAGAACGAGUCCUCUGAAUCAACAGUGUAGUAUCGAUGAUGUUAACAAACAGUCUUCAAGUAAUCCUAAAAAGUUUCUCGAGGACGGUGGUGUUUGUCAGGAGAAGAAAGAUGAAAAAGGUAAGUUAGCGGAAAACUUUCCUCGGAAUAGUCCUGCGGUUCAAGAAACUGAGAAACUCAAGUGCCUUGGCUUCUCUAAAGCUGAACCAAUGAUCAGUACCGUGAUCAGUGAUAUGGAAACGACCACGGACAUUCAGGAAAACGAAAUGCUUGAUUUGAAGCCUGCAAGACAGCUUUCUUUGCAACCUAACUCCUUCGAGUCUGCUCCAGAGGAAGAUGUUUCGUUUCCCAAAAGUACUCAAAGCGUGUCAAAGGUUGCCUUCAAUUUGAAUCAGUGGAAUCAGUUUAACGCGACAAGAGCUGCGUCGAAUCAAGAACAUCUUACACCGCAACAAAAUUAUAAAGGAGAAGAAAUAGCAAGCAGUGAGAAUCAUUUGAUGACCGAACAAUUUCCCAGUCUUGGUAACUGGUUAACCCGGAUGUCCAAGAAACAAGCAUCGAAAAGUAAAUCAAAACUACAACCUACGGGAAAUAUUUCAUUUACGCCUACAGAAAAUUCUACUAGUAUUUCUGGAGCUGAAAUACAAAAGAUGGUUGCCCCCAAUACAGCUAACGAAUCGGUAAAUACAUCUCAGUACGGUACAGAAAGAUGGCAACACUAUCAUCAGCAACAGCAACGACAGCAACAAUUGCUGCAACAUGUCGCAGCAUCGGUGUCUCUUUCGCAACCAACUCCAGCAAUACCACCGCUACGUUCUGCUCUCUGUCCACCUAUUCCUAUGUCUCAGUUCUAUCCUAACAAUUAUGCUAUUGAUCCCUACAACAGUGCUACUUUGAGUUACCAUUCAGCCAUCUGUCCCUACGGCACUUAUCCGUACCAUUCUCGCUUACACUCAGCUCCUCUGCCAGGAUAUCACUUCCCAAUGCAAGAAUCGUUGCGACCACUGCUGCACUUGGACAAACGCUUGCCUUCUGUCCAAGACUCAAUGGCGAGAUAUCCUUCCCCAUCGACCACUUUGCAGCACCCCAUUAAUAUAGAUUUUGAUCGUAUAAGAGGAAGUGGGAACGUCGGCAACAAUGUUGCUACUGCAACCUGUUUACCAUCGUUAUUCACAUCACCGUCAUCUUUAUCCUCUUCUCACCAGACACGGACUCCUUUAGGUGGAUAUCCAGCGAAUAGCCAGUUUACUCGAAACAGAAUGAUCCCGGAUGUUGUUGCUGCAGCCGCGGCUGCUGCUGUUGUAGCAGCUGCUUCCAUCGACAGGCAACGCGACACGUUAACGUACAAUAGAAAUGAUAUCGGUAUCGAUGGAGAUGCAGCUAAUCCCAGUAAAACUAAUCGAACGCGAGACGAGAAUUUUGCUGAGGAAACUCGUGACAAUACCGCCAAGUAUCAACAGAUGCAAAAUUUCUUAUACGAUCGAUUAACGCUCGUUAAAACCGCCGAUAAUUUUGCGCAAACAAAUUCAUUGAUCGAUAAUAAUACUCAAGCAGCAAUGGCGAGCAUCGUUUCAACACCGUAUCAGGUGCCUUUAAGUUCAACACAGCCACCACUGUCGAAGAGCUUGCCAGCAAAUGAUCUCAGGAAUUGUGAUACACCGCAUCUCGGCAAAGUAAGUCGCAGCCCGAACAGUUUACACAAUCUUGUAUGUUCGAACUGCAGUAGCAUCGGGCCGAAAUUCAAGUGUCUUGGAUGCGAGAUGGCUUUUUAUUGCAAUGAAAGAUGUCAAGAGAAACACUGGUAUGUUCAUGUGCAAAAGUGCCCAAAGAAAAUGCCUAAAUUGAAAAAGGUUACAUAAAAUCUCGUGAAUAUACAGUAAUUCGCCACGACUUAUGAUUAAUAGAUUAAUACAUAUAACUUUAAACGCACCUCCGAGCACAAGUAAAACAUAUCUUUGUCGAUAUGGAUGCACACGAGUAAAUGUAUGCGAUGAAUGAUGUGAUAAUCUGUGCCUCAAUUUUCUAAAAUGUAUUGUAGUUUUAAUUUUUAGGUUUGCUAACAAAGAUAUAUAUAUAUUUAUUAAAAGUAUUUA